AUGCCUGCUGCCCCGCCGAUGGAUGACUUUCCGGAAGAGUCUCUUUCUGCGCGCAGUCAAUCGGCCAGAUCAAUAGCGCAAAAGACUGCCCGUGCCCAAGCGACCGAGCGUCAGAAAGCCCAAUUAUCCCUUGAACAGGAAAAGCCAGUCAUCCAGACGCGCUAUGAAUACCCCGAGCUCGCUCCUGACGGGUUUCCACAAGAUGGAUUCACCAGGUUUGACUGGCGCGAUUGUGCCAUGAGCCAGCAGAACCGCAGUGAGCGUCAAAACGGACGUUGGCUUUAUCCUUCGCGGCCUUUUCGCGUUCAGCAAAAGCUGCCAAAGCUGGCUGAAGACCACCCGCUCUAUCCAGCUAUGGAACGGUAUGAGGACAACUUUGUACCGCUUCUCACAGCAGAGAUGGAAGAGGAGAUGAGAAUAUUUGAGGCGCGGUUGAAAGAGUGGACUAUCCAGCGACUGGUCGGAUCGGGCUAUGCGCUCGAAGAUACGCUGGCCACUUUUGCGUGGAGUACAAAGCAAGGCGGUGCGGUCUAUAAAUUCGCAAAGAAGCGAGGGGCCAUCAUGGCUCCUCGAUUCAAUACCGGGACGUACGUCUUGUUCUCACGGACAGACCCCAAUGUGGAUCCUCUGGUCAAUGACCAAGAUCAACCUAUCAUCGCUACGGUACGAUCUGUUGGUAAUGGAAACCUCUUUAUCGCGUUCGACAAGCCCAUACCUGAACUUACCAAGGGGCAAUGGCGAUUGGACAUUGGUUAUUCUGAUUUCGUGUUCCAGAGGCAAUUCGAUGCCGUCAAAGCCUUGUCUUAUGAUCCCCUGGAACAAGACAUGGCAGGAUUCUUGGACGAGCGCGAUGCCGCACCCAAAGAAGAGUCGCGCAAGAGGCGAGAGCAGGGUUUCCUGCAGGGCACUGCUUUGCGUGAACCGCUGUUCAGAUCUUUCCUGCAGGCUUCACAAGGGCCCGAGUUGGCAUCUGAUGGUAUCGUACAAGACCUAUCCGAACUUGCUCCUACCGAUCUACCCACAAACCCCAACCCACAGCUCACCGACCUCGCCGCUGGAAUCGUCAAACCAAGUCAGCUUAUGCGAAAUGACUUGCUGAAGAGCUGGGCGGAGAGGUACCGGUCAGAGAAGGAGGUGCCGCAGGAGGUUGAAGGGGAUCCACAUGUCCCCCUCAAUCGAACGCAGUUGAGGGCGAUAGGGAUGAUGUUGAGUCAGAGCUUGAGUCUUGUUCAAGGACCCCCUGGAACCGGCAAGACGCGAGUGAUUGUAGAGACCAUCAAGCUACUCAAGCAACACUUUCAAGUACCCCACCCCAUCCUCGUCUGCGCCCACACCAACGUCGCUGUCGACAAUCUCCUCACUGGUCUCGACAAAGCUGGUCUGCGAGUAGUCCGCGUCGGGACGGAGGAUAGAGUACCAGGGGAUAUGAAGCAUACCACGCUGGAGGCGAGGUUGGAGGAACACCCGAUGUGGGAUACUUUGAAUCGGCUGGAGGAUCAGAAGAUGUCAGUGUGGGUGGAGAGAAAGUCGGCAGCAGAUGCUCAGAGGUUGAUGGGAGAGCCUGCCAAAGAGAGUACACACUCUCAGAGCUCUGAACCAGAAAAUAUGGGGAUACAGAAGAGACAUGACCACCGAAACGCUCUUGGAUGCGGAUGUGGUGAGCGCUCCAAGGCUCACACCAUGGACAGUCACGCUGACAUGAAACAGAUCUGCACCACCUGUAUCUCGGCCGCCACCAGAAAGCUUCAGUGUAUCGACUUUCCUAUCGUCUUUUUGGACGAGGCUAGUAUGGCCACAGAGCCGCUUUCUUUGAUCCCACUGAUGAAAGGGUCAAGUCAUGUGUCUAUCAUUGGUGACCACAAGCAAUUACCACCAGUCAUCAUCUCGGAAGACGCUCACUCUGGUGGCCUGUCCACCAGUCUUUUCGAGCGACUGAUCCACGAAGGCCAUGUACCAUCAAUCAUGCUCGAUACCCAGUAUCGGAUGCACCCAGCCCUCUCCGCAUUCCCCUCCAAAACGUUCUACUCUUCUCUUCUCCAAGACGGCACCCCGGCAUCUGCCCGCCCUGCUCCCAAGACUGCCUUCCUACUCGCUGACGACCCUGUGGCCGAUCCAUUCACAGGUGAGAUGAGGGAGGUGGCUGAGCGGAAGAGCAUGACUUUCUUGAGUCAUGAGCACCAGGAGAGCGCUGUCAUGAAGAGCUUGGCAAAUUAUGGGGACGCGGAAUUGGUGGUGGAUAUCGUUGCAGACUUAUUGCACAAGAAUCCGGAAAUGAAAGUGUCGGAUAUCGGUAUCAUCACCCCAUACCUUGGACAGAUCAAAGUCUUGCAGUCAUCCCUUUACGCUUUGGAGACGCGAGAAAAGUUGAUCAAGCUUCUUGGUGAAGCUCGUACCGACGAGCUGGGAGACAUCGAAAUCAAAACUGUUGAUGGCUUCGAAGGGCGGGAGAAGGAGGUUAUCAUAUUCAGUACAGUGAGGUGCAACUCUGGGGGGUAUAUCGGGUUCUUGGGAGACUGGAGGCGGGUGAAUGUGGGGCUGACCAGGGCCAAAAGAGCAUUGAUCAUGGUGGGUAACAAACGGACAUUGUCAACUGCCAAGAUGGGCGCCCGAAGCAACGACAGUCUGCCGCAAGGUGGUUCUAAAGUGUGGAAGGACUUUAUGGCGUAUUUGGAGGAAGAGAGGAUGAUUCUCGAUGUAGAGGAAUAG
Cryptococcus wingfieldii CBS 7118 is the source of this 2706-nucleotide messenger RNA. RefSeq lists its product as hypothetical. Gene Ontology annotation, molecular function: RNA helicase activity. Lineage: Eukaryota; Fungi; Basidiomycota; Tremellomycetes; Tremellales; Cryptococcaceae. Bases 1 to 2706 code for a protein of 901 amino acids. The transcript is spliced from 9 exons. Gene Ontology annotation, biological process: nuclear-transcribed mRNA catabolic process, nonsense-mediated decay. Gene Ontology annotation, cellular component: cytoplasm. The record is from RefSeq and is a predicted model, not a curated record.